UUCUUGGCAGUCGCCGCCCGCCGUAUUGCACGGCAGAGUUCGCAUUUUUCAAUUUUAUUCGGUUGCCCGCUAACAACGAAUUCGGUUCGACUUGUUCCGCUAAAAUCAAAAAAAAAAAAAAACACAAGAAUAUAUUCCAAAAAAAGACAAUAUUAUGAAAUAAAGUUAGGGAUUAUAAGCCCAAUAAACCGUUAGACCGUAAAAAUAAUAGAGUAUCGCGAGCGAGCAGUUUUGGUAAUCGAUGAUACGGUUUUGAACUCGUGCAAUCCCGUAAUCUCUAUGGCCGGACAAUUGCAACUGUAACUGUAACAAAAACAACAUAAAUUGUCAACAAAGUAAUUAAAAAGAUUCGCCAACUCAGGCACAAAAACAACAACUCUUUUCGAAAUCAAAACAACAACAACAUUUUUCAAAAAAACAAAAAAAAAAGAGUGCCUCAAGUGCAAUAAAUUAAUUAAAAAAUAAAAGCAAAGCAUUUAAGCAUUAUUGCCAAAAGUUUGCAACAUGCAACAGAGCUAGGAACAGCAUUAAGCCCACACCCACUUCCAGAGGAGUAGGAGGAGGAGAUCUGGUUCGGACGUAACCAGAGUAUUUUAGCCCGGGGCUACAACCAUCACACCGAAGCAUACAAAAUGGUACACGGACCGCCGGCACGCAGAAAAUCACAUCAACAGCAGCAGCAACAAAAUGCUCCGUGCGAAAUGGAGCUGGAGCCACAGCCCACUCCGCCGGACGGAGGAUGGGGCUGGGUGGUGGUCUUUGGCUCCUUUAUGAUCCACAUUGUCACCGAUGGGAUGACCUAUUCCUUUGGCAUUUUCUACAAUGAGUUUCUGGAUUACUUCAACGAGGGCAAGGGUUACACGGCCUGGAUAGCUUCGAUAAUGGUCGGAGUGACCUUCUCGUCGGGACCCAUUAGCUCCUCCUUUGUGAACCGCUAUGGCUGUCGGGCCGUGACCAUAGCCGGUUCCAUUCUGGCAGCCAGUUGCAUCAUCGUCAGCAUGUUCGCCCAGAACGUCCUCACCCUGAUCAUCACCAUUGGCUUCGGCACUGGACUGGGCUUCGGCCUCAUCUACCUGCCGGCCAUUGUCAGUGUGACGCAGUACUUCGAGGCCAAGAGAUCCCUCGCCACGGGAAUCGCUGUCUGCGGCUCCGGAUUCGGCACCUUUAUCUUCGCUCCAUUGACGAAGUACCUCAUCGAGGGAUUUGGCUGGCGGGGAGCCAUGCUGAUCAUCGGAGGCAUCGUCCUGAACUGCAUCAUCUUCGGAGCCAUGUUCCGGCCACUGGAACUGGAGGCGGGACCUUCGCAGACGCCGCCCAACACUCCGAGUACUCCCAAUUUGGGCAAGAAGUCGGCCAUCAUUGAUGAGAACACGACGCCAGCGGAACUGGAGCCCCUGAAGAUCCUGCCGCAGAAGGAUCAGUACUUGCAACUGCCUCCGGGCGGAACUGGACCAGGAGCCGGAGCAGGACUCUGCCGCUCCAAUAGUGUGGGUCACAAUCUGAAGCCCACUAGUCUGAACAACAACUCGAAUGGAGCCAUCAAUGGCCAGGGACCCGCCACCCUGGUGACCCCGCCCACUGCCGCAGCGGUGACGAAGAGCACCAGCAACGACGACAUCGCCCGGAAGUGCCACAGCCAGUUGCAACUGACGCCCCUGAGGGACACCCAUCGGGAGAGGAGUGCCAGUGGCACUAUGUACCGCCCCGAUGCCCUCUACCAGGGUUCCCUUCACAACAUCCCCGAUUAUGUGAGUUCCAGGAAUGACCUGAACCGAUCCAUCUCCGGAUCGGGCGUCAUCAAGCGCUAUGGAUCACUGCGUCAGAGCAACAAUAUAUCCCAAAGUCAGGAAGUGGCCAAAUGCUGCGGUUGCAUCACCUGCUCCAAGGAGACUCGGGACACCUUCGCCGAGAUGAUGAACUUCUCGCUGCUCAAGGACGUGGUCUUUGUGAUCUUCUCGGUGUCGAACUUCUGCACCAGCAUCGGAUUCAACGUCCCCUACCUGUAUGUGGCGGCCUAUGCCGAGAUCCUCAAGCUGAGCAAGUCGGAGGCCAGCUACCUGAUCGCCACCAUCGGAGUGGCCAACACGGUGGGCAGGAUAAUCCUCGGCUAUAUCUCGGACAAGCCCUGGGUGAAUCGACUCCUCGUCUACAACGUCUGUCUGACAGCCUGUGGCGUGGCCACUGCCAUGGUGCCACUGUGUACGAACUAUCAGACCCUGACUCUAUACUGUGUGGUCUUUGGCUUCACCAUUGGCGCCUAUGUGGGUCUGACAUCGGUGAUCCUGGUGGACCUGCUGGGUCUCGACAAGCUCACCAAUGCCUUUGGCCUGCUGCUGCUCUUCCAGGGAAUCGCCAGCUUCAUCGGUCCCCCCAUCGGAGGUUGGUUGUUCGACCUGACGGGGUCGUAUGAUCCGGCCUUCCUGAUGGCCGGACUGAUGAUCGCCAUCAGUGGCCUCGUGAUGUUCGUCAUUCCGCCGCUCCAGCGUUUCCAGGCCCGUAAAUCGGAGCAGAAACAUCACGCCGAGCACCUAGCCUUAAGUUAGUUAUCCUUAGGACAGGACAGUUAUCCCCUCCUUCCAGUCUAUUUUUUUUUUUUGAUAUACAACCAUCCGUGUUUUUUUUUUGUUUUUUGUACCAUAAACUAUAAUGAUAUAAACUAUAAUGUUAAGGCCCUAGGACAUCGUGAGAGAUAAUUUAGGUAGAAGACCUCCAAAUACGAGUAUAUAUAUAUUCUAAAGUGUAUGUGUGUCUGUUCUAGAGCAAUUAUUGUUAUCCUGAUACGACUGUGCGUGUAUAUAGUCCUCUAGCCAUCAUAUAUUAUAUAUACACGCUUUUCCAUCAAGAACGUUAAGUUGGAAAUGGGAAAUUGGAAAUCGAUUCGAGGGAAAACCACAUAUGGUUUUGAAUAUUAAAUGGGGAACAAGAAUCGCUGGAGAAAACGAUUGUUUUUUUUUGAAGCUAAAAAUAAUAAAUACAUUUAAACUCUAACUGUAAAUCAAACGUAUUUUUUUAUAUACUCUAAAUGUGUAAAAAAAAAAAACCAACCAAUAAACUUUAUUCGUUCGUAAA
Messenger RNA from Drosophila ananassae, 3069 nucleotides. RefSeq names its product monocarboxylate transporter 12 (gene Mct1). The transcript has 9 exons. Lineage: Eukaryota; Metazoa; Arthropoda; Insecta; Diptera; Drosophilidae. Gene Ontology annotation, molecular function: monocarboxylic acid transmembrane transporter activity. The coding region runs from base 633 to 2543 and encodes 636 amino acids. Gene Ontology annotation, biological process: monocarboxylic acid transport; transmembrane transport. The record is from RefSeq and is a predicted model, not a curated record.